AAAGUAGCAGCGUCACCAUUAGGUAUCUCAGUUCGCACCUGCCUAAGUCUCACAGUUCGGGUAAAUAAAAGACAGGUACGGCAUAGCCCCAGUGUCUUGUUGAGAUCUACUGGUAAUUGGAAGCAGCUCUAGUUCGCAAGAAUGAAGAGCUUCCUGUUGGUCGUGUUCUUGGGGCUGGCCUCUGCCAAGCUUCAUCCCCUCUCGGACGAGUUCAUCAACAACAUAAACAGCAAACAAUCCUCAUGGAAGGCAGGACGUAACUUCGCAGAGGACACACCCCUGGAACAGCUGAAGGGUCUGUGUGGUGUCCUUGAAGGAAAUGGUGGCGUGGAGGUUCCCAGAAGGAUUGGGACCGUCCCCAAGGGCUUCAAGGUUCCUGAGAGCUUCGACUCCAGGGAGGAAUGGCCCCAUUGUCCAACCAUUGCUGAAGUUCGAGACCAAGGGUCAUGUGGAUCUUGUUGGGCUGUUGGAGCGGUUGGUGUCAUGAGUGACAGAGCUUGUAUCCACAGCAACGGAACAGCCGAUUUCCGUUAUUCGACUGAAGAUAUGAUCUCUUGCUGUACGACCUGUGGUAUGGGAUGCAACGGUGGGUGGCUGGAGCCCGCAUUCUCUUACUGGGAAAGGUCCGGAGUGGUAUCAGGGGGCCGCUAUGACUCCAAAGAAGGAUGUAGGCCGUACACGAUUCCCGAAUGCGAGCAUCACAUUGAGGGCGAGAGACCACCAUGUGGCGACACUCUGCCAACACCCGGUUGCACGGAAGUCUGCAUAGACGAAUACCAGCUCGGUUACACCGAGGACAAACGGCAUGGCGCCGAAGUCUAUAGUUUCUACCUGCAGGAGGAGGAAAUGCAGUAUGAUAUCAUGACUAAUGGCCCCGUUGAGGCUGCUUUCUCUGUUUAUGAAGACUUCCUCAGUUACAAGUCAGGGGUAUACCGAAAUACUGCCGGUGCUUACCUGGGAGGUCAUGCCAUCCGUGUCAUUGGCUGGGGCGUUGAGAACAACGACCCCUACUGGUUGGUAGCUAACUCCUGGAACUACGACUGGGGUGAUAAGGGACUCUUCAAGAUUCUCAGAGGAAGCAAUGAAUGUGGCAUUGAAGACAAUGUUGUCACAGGAAUUCCAGCUUAACUGGUGGUGAAUUACUCAUUUUGAUUUCAUGAUUUUCGGAGUCUUUAACAGACCACUUACAGAGGUGAGGAUACAGUAAAGAUAACAUCAAU
Macrobrachium nipponense is the source of this 1220-nucleotide messenger RNA. Its product is annotated as cathepsin B-like. The transcript is spliced from 5 exons. Gene Ontology annotation, molecular function: cysteine-type endopeptidase activity. NCBI's taxonomy places the organism in Eukaryota, Metazoa, Arthropoda, Malacostraca, Decapoda, Palaemonidae. Gene Ontology annotation, biological process: regulation of catalytic activity. The record is from RefSeq and is a predicted model, not a curated record. Gene Ontology annotation, cellular component: lysosome. Bases 142 to 1128 code for a protein of 328 amino acids.